AUGCUAAAGUCCGCGCUCGUUGUAGCCCUGUUGGUCGGUUGCUGCUUCGCCAGCUGGGAGGAUGAUCUAUACCUCUCGAAGCGUCGCCUUCCUCUUGGUCUAGUGCCACCCAUUCCCCUACCGACUGUUGGCAGUGGUCGUAUCGUCGGUGGAUCGGAGGUUAACAUCGCCAACUUCCCUUACAUCUUGUCGCUGCGCCAGAAUGGUGCCCACAUCUGUGGCGCCUCGGUGAUCUCGGACAAUUACGCCCUUUCUGCUGCCCACUGUACCUUCCCGCCACCAGCACCAGCCGCGAUUUCGCUGCGCGGUGGUAGCAGUGAUAGGACGACAGGCGGUGUCCUGUUCCAGGCAGCCGAAAUCAUUAACCACCCAGAGUACUCCAACAGUAAUCUGGACUUUGACGUGUGCCUCAUUCGCAUUACGACAUCGUUCGUUGGUGCGAACAUUGCCCGGAUCGCCCUGGCCCCAGAAGGUACGGACUAUCCAGCCGGAACGCGCACGGUUGUAUCGGGCUGGGGUCUUACCAGCGCUAUCAGCCCGCUGCCGAUCAAUCUGAUGGCUGCCGAGGUGCCGCUUAUCUCACAGGAAAGCUGCCGCAGCACCUGGGGUGCGGCCAGCGUCACCGAUAACAUGAUCUGUGCCAGCGAACCAGGACGUGAUGCAUGCAAUGGGGACAGUGGUGGUCCACUCACCAACAACGGACGCCAGAUCGGUAUCGUAUCCUGGGGAUCACCCCUGUGCCUCGGUAAUCUACCGGGCGUGUAUGCUCGCGUUGCUGCCCCAGGCAUUCGCGGCUUCAUUCGUGAUAGAACCGGAGUUUAG
Anopheles darlingi is the source of this 822-nucleotide messenger RNA. RefSeq names its product trypsin 3A1-like. The record is from RefSeq and is a predicted model, not a curated record. Gene Ontology annotation, biological process: proteolysis. Gene Ontology annotation, molecular function: serine-type endopeptidase activity. Bases 1 to 822 code for a protein of 273 amino acids. The transcript is spliced from 3 exons. Lineage: Eukaryota; Metazoa; Arthropoda; Insecta; Diptera; Culicidae.